Messenger RNA from Gopherus evgoodei (Goodes thornscrub tortoise), 1501 nucleotides. Its product is annotated as zinc finger protein 420-like. The transcript has 4 exons. Bases 410 to 1477 code for a protein of 355 amino acids. Gene Ontology annotation, biological process: regulation of transcription by RNA polymerase II. The record is from RefSeq and is a predicted model, not a curated record. Gene Ontology annotation, molecular function: DNA-binding transcription activator activity, RNA polymerase II-specific; RNA polymerase II cis-regulatory region sequence-specific DNA binding. NCBI's taxonomy places the organism in Eukaryota, Metazoa, Chordata, Testudines, Testudinidae. Gene Ontology annotation, cellular component: nucleus.
CAUGCAGGAGAACUAUGAGAGUGUGACCUCGCUGGGGUUUCCAGUUUCCAAACCUCAUAUAAUCUCCCAUCUGGAACAAAGAGAAGAGCCAUGGGUCCCAGACCUCCAGGGUUCAGAGGAAAGACAGAUCCUGAGAGCUCCCCACACAGCAGGUAAUGCAAUGGUAGGUGAGAAAGAGGAGCAGAAUUCUCAGCUGUAAAAUAUCGAGCAAGUGGAUAAACACAGAGCAUUAUCACAAAGAUCGAAAAGGCAUGUGUCGAGGAGUCAUGAGCAGGGAAACUCCUGGGAGAUUCAGCACAGACCAGAAAGAGAGCAGGGAAACCAGCCAGGAGAGAGAGUAGGUAAAUUUAUUUUCUGUCGGGGAACUCAGAAGAGCCUCAAGGAAACCACGUCACAGCAGGAAAUCCUCAUGGUAAAGAGGAAAAAUACAUGCUGUGAGUGUGGGAAAAGCUUCUCUAGCAGCUCAGCCCUUUCUCAACAUCAGAGAAUCCACACAGGGGAGAGGCCCUAUGAAUGCCGUGAGUGUGGGAAAACCUUCACUCACAGAUCAGCCCUUUCUAGACAUCAGAGAAUUCACACGAGGGACAGGCCUUAUGAAUGCCGUGAUGAGUGUGGGAAAAACUUCACUAGCAGCUCAAACCUUUCUCAACAUCAGAGAAUCCACAUAGGGGAGAGGCCCUAUGAAUGCCGUGAGUGUGGGAAAACCUUCACUCACAGAUCAGCCCUUUCUCAACAUCAGAGAAUCCAUACAGGGGAGAGGCCCUAUGAAUGCCGUGAGUGUGGGAAAACCUUCACUCACAGAUCAUACCUUUCUAAACAUCACAGAAUCCACACAAGGCAGAGGCCCUAUGAAUGCCAUGAGUGUGGGGAAACCUUCAUUUACAGAUCAGGCCUUUCUAGACAUCAGAGAAUCCACACGAGGAAGAGGCCCUACAAAUGCCGUGAGUGCGGGAAAAGCUUUAUUACCAGCUUGGCCCUUUCUCAACAUCAGAGAAUCCACACAGGGAAGAGAUGCUAUGAAUGCCGUGAGUGUGGGAAAACCUUCCUUUACAGAUCAGGCCUUUCUAAACAUCAGAGAAUCCACACAGGGAAGAGGCCCUAUGAAUGCCGUGAGUGUGGGAAAAGCUUCAUUGAAAGAUCAGCCCUUUCUCAACAUCAGAGAAUGCAUGCAGGGGAGAGGCCCUUUGAAUGCAGUGAGUGUGGGAAAAGCUUCACUCAAAGCUCUCACCUUACCGGGCAUCAGAGAAUCCACACAGGAGAGAGGCCCUAUGUAUGCUGUGAGUGUGGGAAAACCUUCAGUUGCAGCUCAAACCUUCUUACCCAUCUCAGAAUCCACACAGGGGAAAGGCCGUAUAAAUGCAGUGAUUGUGGGGAAAACUUCAUUCACCGCCAGCAGCUUAUUAGCCAUCAGAGAAUCCACACAGGUAUGAGACCCAAUGGAAGCGGUGAGUGUGGGAAAACCUUGUCUUGCCACUGAGCCCAUGUGAGCCAUCAGAGAAUC